AUGGCGUCGAAUGAGAAUGAGAUCGUGAACAUCGUCAAGCAGCUCGACUCUCUCAAGGCCAAUAACCUCGCGUCGGCACCGCAGCUCCUCUCUCGCGCAAAGCUUGCUCUACUCCAUCUCAACGCUCUCGUACCAACGGAAGACACCAAACCACAACAUCUGCAGCUCGCCACCGCAGUGCUCGAAGCUGGCGCGCUCGUCAGCAUCAAGCUCAAGGACACCGACUCCUUCACACGCUACUAUCAGCAACUGCAACCUUUCUACUCACUACCCGCGGAGCAGCGCAGCAGCCGGGCAAGCAGCAGACAAAGCAAUCAGGGCAAGGUCACGGGGCUGUAUUUACUGUUGCUUCUGAGUGUCGGCGAUUAUGGUGGCUUCCACACUGUUCUGGAGGGUCUUGAGGUGAGCGAUGGUAAAGACCGCAUCGACAAGGAUGAGUUCAUACAGUACCCCGUGCGGUUAGAGCAGGCCUUGAUGGAGGGUAGCUAUGACAAGGUUUGGGUCGAGACAAAGGGCGAGCGGGUGCCGAGCGAGGAGUUCGCUGUGUUCUCCGAGGUACUCAUCGACACAAUCCGCUCAGAGAUAGCAUCAUGCUCAGAGCGCGCAUACCCAUCCCUCCCCAUCUCAAACGCCAAGAACCUGCUGUUUCUGGACUCCGAGGGCGCGGUGGUGAAGYUCGCGCAGUCCCGCGGAUGGACAGCAAAGGAUGGACGGAUAUACUUCCCGGAGCAGGAAGAGGAGAUGCGUGCGGCAGAGAAGGAUGUGAUGAGCAAUAGCGAUGUCGUGAUUGAGAACACGCUGGUGUAUGCGAGGAAGCUGGAGACAAUUGUGUAA
Messenger RNA from Ramularia collo-cygni, 834 nucleotides. RefSeq names its product related to proteasome regulatory particle subunit (RpnL). The record is from RefSeq and is a predicted model, not a curated record. Lineage: Eukaryota; Fungi; Ascomycota; Dothideomycetes; Mycosphaerellales; Mycosphaerellaceae. Bases 1 to 834 code for a protein of 277 amino acids. The transcript has 2 exons. Gene Ontology annotation, biological process: proteasome-mediated ubiquitin-dependent protein catabolic process. Gene Ontology annotation, cellular component: proteasome regulatory particle; nucleus; cytosol.